This is a messenger RNA of Symbiodinium sp. CCMP2456, 970 nucleotides long. NCBI's taxonomy places the organism in Eukaryota, Dinophyceae, Suessiales, Symbiodiniaceae. The record is from the annotation of a GenBank genome assembly.
GCCAACCUCGCUGCUUUGGCGCACUUGGGUUGAGGAGUCCGGUGCCGACUUCUGCGUGAAGCAGGCAGAGCUGGACGCUCAGACUUCCGCAGAGGUUUUGGGCUUGGAGGAGGGCGACGUGCAGAUGACCAAGCCCGAUCGCUUGCGACCGCGGGUGCUGCCCUUGCAUCUCCUGGAAAGGCGGAAUGAGGCCAACAUGGCCCAGCUUUUCGAACUCCUUCGGAAGCUGCCCUCGGCGGUGCAUUUCUACCUGGAGCAGUCGGUGUUCCCCCAGUUUAUGCGCUUCCAAGAUGAGAAGCUGUCGGCUUCCGGUCAGGAUCUGGGAGGCUCCAUCCUCUUUGGGCAGCGCAUCGGAUUCUCCGGAACUCCUUCAGACCUGAUGCCACGAGAGUUGGGGCAGUGCGACUACGAACCAGGGAGCGAAGGGGAGAUGGUCAGCACAAUGACGGACACGCAGGUUGUGACCUUCGAAGCCGUGCAGCCAGGCUGGAAUGUGGAGCUGCUCCUGGACAGCAUCAUCGAAGCUGCGCAUCAGAACCGAUGCAACGCGCUCAUCGACACCGGCGCCUUGAUUACGGGGCUCACCAACCAAGAGGUGGCCGAAUAUCUUCUGGGCUUCGGCAAAGCGCGACAAGCUGCACCAGAAGGCAGUCCAACAGCCAGCCCCACUGGCAGGUCUGGUGUACCUGUGCUCCCCGACUCCAUCGACGGUGUCGUUUUCUUGGACGAUGAUGGUGGAAAGAAGAUCUUGCUCCGCCACACGCGCGAGGUGACGAAGUUGGCCGACAGUGGUGUACCGGCUCAGAAGCGUUUCGCUUUCUACGAUCAGGUCCAUACAACAGGCAUGGACAUUCAACACAAGCUCGAUGCAGUGGCAGCACUCACCUUGGGUAAAGACAUGACGCGGACCUCUCACAAACGCGAUCCACUGUACCUCCACUGCUUGACCAGGCUCCUCCAGGUAAUGUAG